CGCUACUUCCGGGUUUCCUCACACUCGGUUGUAGGUAUGGCGGUGGAGCAGGAGGCGGCGGGGAGGGAGCUGCUGGCGGCUGUGUUGCGGGACCUUGCUGCUCCGGAGGGACACCCGAGACCACAGAACCGGAGGCUGAGCCGUGAGGAGGCGGAGGGCGAGCUGUGCGAGGCGGUGCUACGGCUAGUAGGGGGAAGAGGUGGUCCCUCUUGGCUUGCUGCCAGUCUAACCAGGGCUGCUGUUGACCAAACCCUGCAGAAUGACCUGGCCUCAUUCGUGGAAAAGAAAGAUGUGGUAGAGGGAUCACAAGGUGAUGGCGAGAUUGAAGAUUUUCUCGGCUCAGAUGCCUUAUUCCAUCAUUGCCUUACCUGUGUCCAAGAUAUCGGCAGUCGGUGGCAAAAGCAGCUGCCUUCUCCACCUACUUCUGAACGCAUGUUGCACGUGUCUGUCCAUGCAAUCCGGAACACACGGAGGAAAAUGGAGGACCGGCAUGUGAUGCAAUUGGAUUUUAAUCAGCUUUUUGGAAUUAUGGAUGGUGUUGCGCGGUCAUAUUUUGCUAUUUUUGAUGGACAUGGUGGAUUGGAUGCUGCCAAUUAUGCUGCCACUCAUGUCCAUGUUGCUCUUGCUCGUAAUGAAGCAUUGGUGUCUGACCCAGCCCGAGCCCUAAAAGAAGUAUUUCAGCGUACAGAUGCCAUGUUCCUCAGGAAAGCAAAGAGAGAGAGACUACGCAGUGGUACUACUGGUGUGUGCGCCAUGUUGGAAGGAGAGUGCCUCCAUGUGGCAUGGCUUGGAGAUUCCCAAGCACUCCUUGUACAGCAGGGAAGUCCAGUCACUCUCAUGGAGCCCCACAAGCCGGAGCGAGAGGAUGAACGUGAAAGAAUAGAAGCUCUUGGUGGCUGUGUUACUUAUAUGGGGUGCUGGCGGGUCAAUGGUACCCUUGCUGUAUCCAGAGCUAUUGGUGAUAUUGACCAAAAGCCGUAUGUCUCUGGAGAAGGAGAUGUUACCACUCAUGUUCUCAGUGGCACUGAAGACUUCCUGGUUUUGGCAUGUGAUGGAUUUUUUGAUGCUGUAACAUCUUCUGAGGUACCCAGCCUUGUUCUAGACCACCUUCAGGAAAAUGGUGGAGUUGGACAGCAUGUUGCUGAAAGGCUGGUGUCUGCAGCAAAAGAGGGUGGCUCUAGUGACAACAUCACAGUGAUGGUGGUCUUUCUACGAGAUCCAGCUAAAGUCUUGGAAGAUUUUCUAGCCCAUGCAAGUUUGGAGGCAGAACCAUUGUUUGAUUUUGGUGGUGGUGGGGCAGAGGUUGGAUCAGACCAUGCAGGCUGAUGCUUUCCCUUCCUGUUAAUGAAAUUCUGUGGGCCAUAUAGAUGUAAUAAUCUCAGGAUAUUUUUUAAGGGAAAGCUGUAGAUUACUGGACUCUUCUAGAGGGGCACAUCUCAUACUGAUCCUUAAACAGUCCUGUUUGACCCACAGCUAAGGUCAGUUCAUCAAUAUCUAUGUCAAAUACAGAUUAUUUCUCAUGAGAUACCCAAGGCAUUCAAAGAGAUGGGAAUAUCGGAAACACUGUACGUUCAGAAAAAGGAAACUAUUUUGUGUACAUUUUAAUGCAGUUUGAGGGAUGAUUGUGCCAUCAGUCAACCUAAACUCUUGUUUCUCGAUUGUUAGAUUGGUUUCUGAUUGUUUUACGGUUUGAAAUCCUAUGUUCUAAUCCCUUAAGUCAAAUGUUUCUGCAUCAAAGUAUCUGACAGCACAUUGUGUUGCCACUGUUAUGGUAUCGUUUGUUAGCUUUGCUACUGACUAGAGCGUCUACACACAUAUUACGGUCAAAUUGUAGUAAAGCUAAAACAGAUCUGCACAAACUGUGUAGCAUGAGGUGCUAAAAUAUGGGGGUGGGGAUGUACUAGCACAGGGCAAUUUUUUUCCCAGAGGGUGCAAAGUGAAGGUAUUCCUGGCACAAACCAGUAGGAUAUAAACUGGUUCUAAAGGCUAGAUAUUUUUACAUUAAUGCAUUCCCCCCUCCCCCUGUAUAAGUUACCUGAGUCUUAUCUUGAUCUAGCGCAGUGCCUGUCUGCAGCAGCUCUCUCCUCUCUCUCUGCUCAGAGGCAGCAGCGGAAGCCAUUGGCUUCUGCUGCCUCAAUCAAAUCCUGUCAGCAGAGAGUGGUGUGUGUGUGUGUGUGUGUGUGUGUGUGUGUGUUUAAAGAUGCACACAACCCAGGUUGAGAUGCUUCUGAGCCACUCUGUGCAAUACCAUUGCACAGAACAGGGAUAAGCCUACCAUCAUUGUUUUAAAAAAUAGAAAUAAAAGCCUUUACAACCACUUUAAAGUGGGUGUGAACCCCUUACAAUACACUUUAUGCUUCAGGUAAGCCUAUAAUGAGGCUUGCCUGUAGCUACCUUGGAUAUCUCCUAAACCUGAACGGUUUAAGUGAUAUCCCCGGUAUUUGCAUGUGCCUAUGUAAUCGUCACGUGCGCACUGAAGCAAUGGUACAUACGUCAUUGUGGCUCUGGCCAAUCACAGCUUCGGAGCCGCGAUACCCAGGAGUACCUAGAGGACGAUAUGUCACCGGCUGGUGCUGUCGGGCACCGCAGCAGGGGCUUCGAUCCCAGGUGAGUAUUGCAUAAUGAGUAGUAUGCUAUGCAUACUAGCUCAUUAUGCUGUUGUCUUGCAGGUGUUAGAUUUUUUAUUUUUUGCAAAGUGGGUUCACAACCAAUUUUAAUCCCUCAUGCACACUGGACAUUAAAAUAACGUUAUAAAAACACCAGUAGCUUUGCGGUGAGUUUUUGAAAGUGUGUUU
Rana temporaria (common frog) is the source of this 2795-nucleotide messenger RNA. RefSeq names its product protein phosphatase, Mg2+/Mn2+ dependent 1F (gene PPM1F). Gene Ontology annotation, cellular component: cytosol. The transcript has 7 exons. The record is from RefSeq and is a predicted model, not a curated record. The coding region runs from base 37 to 1326 and encodes 429 amino acids. NCBI's taxonomy places the organism in Eukaryota, Metazoa, Chordata, Amphibia, Anura, Ranidae. Gene Ontology annotation, biological process: protein dephosphorylation; negative regulation of protein kinase activity. Gene Ontology annotation, molecular function: cation binding; protein serine/threonine phosphatase activity.